Messenger RNA from Microthlaspi erraticum, 885 nucleotides. Lineage: Eukaryota; Viridiplantae; Streptophyta; Magnoliopsida; Brassicales; Brassicaceae. The record is from the annotation of a GenBank genome assembly.
AUGGGUUUGUCGCUGAGAAUGUGGGUUGUCAGUAUACUUGUGCUUACACAGCUCAUUCAUGGAGCUCUUUCUUGGGGAGACGAUGGUCAUUACGCUGUCUGCAAAAUAGCUCAGGGCUACUUUGAGGAAGAAACAGUAGUUGCAGUGAAGAAACUUCUGCCUGAAUAUGCAGGAGGUGAGCUAGCAGCUGUUUGUUCAUGGCCUGAUGAUAUCAAAAAGCUCCCACAAUGGCGAUGGACUGGUGCUUUGCAUUUUGCUGAUACGCCUGAUUUCAAAUGCAACUACGAAUAUUCUAGGGACUGCCCUAAAGACGUGUGUGUGACAGGAGCAAUCUUCAACUACACAAACCAGCUAUUGUCUGCUUCUGAAAACUCACACAGUAUUGUCCACUAUAACUUGACAGAGGCUCUCAUGUUCUUAUCACAUUAUAUGGGAGAUAUCCAUCAGCCCUUGCAUGAAGGUUUCCUUGGAGAUCUAGGUGGUAACAGAGUAAAAGUCAAUUGGUACAGUCAAGAAACUAAUUUGCACCGCGUAUGGGAUGACAUGAUAAUUGACUCUGCUCGUGAAACAUACUAUAACUCAAGCCUUUCAAUCAUGAUUCAAUCUCUACAAGCCAAACUCAAGUAUGGCUGGUCAAAUGAUGUUCCUUCGUGGAAGUCAUGUCCACUCAACCAAAAGGCCUGCCCAAAUCCGUAUGCAUCUGAAAGCAUAGAUCUCGCCUGCAAGUAUGCUUACACAAACGCCACAGUGGGGACUACUUUAGGAGAUUACUAUUUCCUCUCUCGGCUACCCGUUGUAGAGAAGAGACUUGCACAAGACGGUAUUCGCUUGGCGGCCACUCUAAACCGAAUCUUUUCUGCAAAACCGAAGCUCGCUAGAGCCUAG